Numida meleagris (helmeted guineafowl) is the source of this 1809-nucleotide messenger RNA. It is a transcript of the gene C13H16orf89, whose product is annotated as chromosome 13 C16orf89 homolog. The record is from RefSeq and is a predicted model, not a curated record. Gene Ontology annotation, cellular component: membrane; cytosol. The transcript is spliced from 8 exons. NCBI's taxonomy places the organism in Eukaryota, Metazoa, Chordata, Aves, Galliformes, Numididae. Bases 582 to 1574 code for a protein of 330 amino acids.
CUGGGCAGCCUGGUCUAGUGGUUGGCAACUCUGCACUCAGCAGGGGCGUUGAAACUCAAUGAUCUUUGAGGUCCUUUUCAACCCAGGCCAUUCUAUGAUUCCCAACCAGCAGACUCCCCUUGCCUUUUGCACACCAGGCGUGGCAGUCCACUCACCAGCGCAUGCACAAACCCCUGCCGUAAAAGUGCUCUAAGAAAUGAUUUCUCAGUACUUUCCUCAAAAGCACUGUGCACGCUUCCAAAAUUCGACUUUGAAUUGCAGAAGGACAGUCUUUCACCUCUCUUGUUUCUACAUACAAGAGAGAGGGUCCCUCUUCUGAUGGCAGCCACAAGAACCGUAUUGAAGCUGAGGAGGAAGGACUGGAUUUGAUCUGUUGAACUGACCUGCCAAGUGCACUGGCUGACAUUUAAAGGUCUGAGACAUUUCCUGGCACAGAAGCUGGCAGCCAGGCUUUCUGUGAGACCACAGCAGCAUACCUGUGGUUAAACUGGCAAGGGAAAGUGUUCUGUCCUACAAAGCAGGGCCUGCUGGGAGCAAGUGGCAUUUAUUCAGAAGUUAGGCAACCUCUGAGCGCAGUAGCAAUGCUGUACAUGCUCUUCUUGCUGCUGGUCUUUACCUGCAAGGGUAGCUUCUUGAAAACUGAGCCUGACGUGAGGAGCUCCAUCAUUUCUGCGCUUGAGAAGGUGACCAUCUUCAUGGAGAAUCGGUAUCAGGACAUCAAUCUAGAUGCAGUGCUGGGAUUUCAUGUUUUGCAAGGCUAUUUGAAAGGAGCCCUGGAAAAAUGGCCCUCGAAACAGGAAUUGCUUGCGCAGCAUGCACGAGUUGAAAGCAUGGUAAAGAAGCUGUCUUCUCUGCUUGAAAAAGCAACGCAUUUUCUAGCGCAGAAUGACCCCACAUAUUUCAAAGAAUUUGCACCAAUUCUAGGACCACAUUUUUGGAUCUUUCCCCACUCAUGGAACCAGACUGAUACCCUGAUGGCCUAUACUUCAUUUGGUAGUACCGAGUGUUUUACAGAGAAAAUGAGUGAUGCGUGCUUUACGUAUUUGCUAGGAACAUGGAAAGAGAAUGGCGAGUCCUGCACUGUCACAAGCGCCUGCAGGAACACAAUGACAAAACCAGCUUGCUCCAAUUACUGCUUGUCCCAUCAGCUCCUCUACUUCAUAUUUGCUGAUGUGAAAGGAUGCUCUGAUCAUGUGUUCCUAAGGACCCAGCACUACAAGAAUAUUUUCUGUGCUAGCAUGAUGAAAAUAAACUUGGAGAUCGAAAACAAUGGAUUCAACGUUUCUUCUCGAGACCUUUUCAUGGAAAACAUUAUGCUCUGUGGCAUGUCUGGUUUCUCUGACUUCUACAAACUCAGAUGGCUGGAGAAGAUUCUCACUUGGCAGAUGCCUGAAGAAGGAUGCUUUGGAGAACCUAGUCAAGAGUUAGAGCACUCUUCUGGAGUAGAAGACGAAAAGAAGCUGCUCAGGAGAGUUAAGAGAAGGGAAAAGAUGUUUGCAGACGGAUGUUCCUCGCAUCACACAGCCGUUGCAGCGGGAUCGCUUGGAGGCUUCCUCCGCUACCACUGCUGCUGACAGCAGCGCACUGCAGCCGCCGAGGGCACGCUGCCUGCAACGAGAGCCGGCCGGCCCCGGAGCAUUUGCCUUCCCGCAUCACACGGCACGAGCCCUGCUUUCCUGGGAACGAGCUGUUCCCUCUCCUUGCCGAUGGGAGACGGUGGAAUCAUUCCUUCAUUUGCUUUGCAUGUGUGUGUCUGUAAGUUUCGCUUUACCGAUUAAACGGCCUCUGUCUCACACCAGGAGUUUUCCC